Molecule: messenger RNA, 390 nt
Organism: Nematocida parisii ERTm1
Lineage: Eukaryota; Fungi; Microsporidia
Exons: 1
Coding region: 1-390 (129 amino acids)
Source: RefSeq, a predicted model, not a curated record
AUGGAUCUAUUGCAACCUAACGUGUUUAGACUGUCUCUGUGUAAGUUAUUCAAUGAAUUAGACACUCUAUCUAAGAAUACUUCUGUUAUAACACAGUCCAUCAGUAUAAAUAAGAGGAAGAAUGCUUUACUGCUUAAGGAUAUAAAAGAAUUAAAGAAAAGAAAAGAAGAGCAGACUAACUUACUAAAUAAAGAAGAGAAUAUAUUAUACAAAUACGCAAAAGUCUUAUCCACCACAGAAGAUAUAAUAAACCAAACAGAAAUAGAAUUAUCAGAUAUAAGCACAGAGAAGAAUAAGUUAAUUAGUAUACUAAAUAAUAAACAUAUACAGGAGAAUGAAUUAAUAUUAGGGAUAUAUGAAGGGUGUAUUAGUAUACUAAAUAAAAAAUAG